CUCGCGUUGGGACGCGGCGCCAGAGCUCCCGUCCGCCACGCGAUUGACGCGGCCGGCGCGGCGAAAGGCGGCCAUCGCUCCACACACAAACUCUGCAGAGUUUGGGGGCUGCCCACCGCUCUGCAGGGGCUGCCCAUCACUGGGGCCCAGCUCUGGGCAGAGCUCGCGCCGCAUCCGUGCGCCGCCGCGACCGUACGCCGGUGCGCAGCUCGGUGCUCGCGUCGCGCGACAGCAGCCGCCAGGCGCGCGCGACCCGUGCAGACGCCGUCGCGCAGCAAAAGUCAGAGGGACGCCGCGGCCGCCGCCGACACAAUAGGCCAUGGGCUGGCUCUUCGGCGAGACGGUCAAGAAGGACGCGAACUACCACGGCUGCCGCUACGUCUGGGGCAAGCUCCACCAAAAAGAAAGCGACUUAGUGAAGCUCAAAAAAGUGUUUGACGCCGCCGACCGGUCGGGCGACGGCGAGGUCGACAUCCACGAAUUUUUGAUGUAUCUGGACGUCGAGCGGACCAAAUUGAUCGAGCACAUCUUCCGCCAGUUCGACACCGACGGUGGGGACAGUCUCUCAUUUAAAGAAUUUGCGCUGGCGCUGUGGACCUUCGCGUCGCUGGAUAUCAAUGGCAUCGGGCGGUUCACGUACGAAAUAUAUAAAAAUGACCAGCGCGAUGGCAUCGACGGUAGUGGUAUUACGGAUUUUAUUGAAGGGGUGAGAUCUCGGCGUUUUGAGGUGUUGUGGUGGUUUCUUUGUCGACUUUGAGGCCAAUCGUGAUGCUCCGCGCAGGUGUUCGGGAAGGGGAACGUCGCUGGGCGCGAACGCGCUCGCAACGAGCUCGAGAGGAUCCGGCGGGAGGAGGGCGGCGUCAUCGAUCGGUAUGAAUGGGAGGAGUUCGUCCGUGACUCGGUGUGAUUUCCGAACUUCGAGUCGACGGCGUCGUCGCGAUGCCGCGCCGCCUCGACGCCGUGUCGCGACGCCGUCGUUCGACACAGGUCGAAGAAAACGCGAAAAGUUCCUUGGGGCCCCUCAUACGCAUGCAUAGAGUAUUGUGUGGAAAGACGCUAGGUCUCAAGUUCUGGGAAAAGGCCAGGAAGGGCCGCGAGGAGCACUACGGGGAGCUGCCCUGGCCGGCGAUCUCGAAGAACAUAAGGGCGGGGGAUCUGCGCGAGGACGACCGCGAGAUCUCGAAGCAUGAGCACUCCUUUAAGGACUGUGUCUCUGCCGCAUUUAAACAUGCGGAGCAUAAAAACUCGCUGCUCCAGAAAGACUACGAUAGAGCUCUCGAGCACUGCCAGAAGAACCUGUCGAGAAAAGCUGGAGACCGCGGCGACGAGCACCCGUGCUACGUCGACGUCCAGGUCGCGAAAGAGGCGAUAGAAAAGCUCGAGGACCUCAAACGAAGUGAACAUCGCAUGGACAACCGCCUGUCGCGGGAGGAGUGGACGGACUGUUUCAUGGAGGUGCGGCGCGGCGUCGGGUUACGCCAUCGACGCGACGAUGGUCCCACGCAGGUCUGGAAGGAGAAAGAAAUGAGACGGCAGUUACUCUUAGAUCCAAAGCCGCCGAAGCGCAAGAAGCAGCCGCUGCGGUUGAAGAAGGGCCAGGUCCAGCAUGUGGUGAAAAAAGACGAGUGGGAGCCUCCUCCUAGAGCCCAUUGCCCUCCUACGAGACCUCAGUCAGCUUCUGCUAUGAGGAGAGAAAACAAGCACCAGAAGCUCGUCUGGAAGAUGCACCGGAGAGACAAGCGCCAAAAAGAAAGUAGGCAGUCGUACGCGGACUGGGCGCCGAGCAUGCAUUUACCCGAGGCGCCCGAGGCCCGACAAGCGGACCGGCCGAAGGUCGAGAUGGGCAACUUCUUCGACCUCGGGAACGACAAGGCGACGGCCGCCGCCAAGAAAGCCAAGAAAGUCGAGGACGAGAAGAAGGCGCCUAAAAAAAAAGCGAAAGUUACAAGUUUCGGCCCCGGCGGCGGGACGAAGAUGAAGACCACGGUCAAAUUGUCGAAGGCUCGGUUCUCGGGCAACGCGUCCGUGGGCUCGACCCAAACACGCGCUUCUCGGAUCUCGGUCCCGUCGCUGAAGGGCGCGGGCGGCGACCUGAACCUGCGCUGGGACAUGAGCGUGGCCACGGGGUCCUUCGGCGGCGGCCGGUCCGUGGGCGGGCGGUCCGUGGCUUCUCGUACUCAUCGGUCGAGCGCGUCGGUCACGUCGCGCGGCUCGUCGUCGUCGCGGCGGCCGAAAUCCGCGAGCGCUUCCCUGAGUUCGUCGCGGUCGCGCCGGUCGCGCGUGGCGCUCGCGCCGGCGUAAUGAUGUGGUGUUGUUAGUUA
Messenger RNA from Pelagomonas calceolata, 2321 nucleotides. The record is from the annotation of a GenBank genome assembly. Lineage: Eukaryota; Pelagophyceae; Pelagomonadales; Pelagomonadaceae.